ACUUUUGCUUAAUCAGUGAGAAACGAUGGCUUCUUCAGGCCUGCAGAUUUUGGGCUUGGCGCUGGCAUUCCUCGGCUUGCUCGGGGAUAUCGUUAUCUGCGCUCUGCCUAUGUGGCGGGUGACGGCCUUCAUAGGGCAGAACAUCGUGACCGCGCAGACCUUCUGGGAGGGCCUGUGGAUGAACUGUGUGAUGCAGAGCACAGGACAGAUGCAGUGCAAGGUCUAUGACUCCAUGUUGGCUCUGCCCCAGGACCUGCAGGCCGCGCGCGCUCUCGUGGUCAUCUCCAUCCUCCUGACGCUCUUCGGUCUGCUGCUGGCGGUCGCUGGGGGAAAGUGCACGAACUGCAUCGAGGACGAAGCCACCAAGGCGCGGGUGUCCGUGGCGGCUGGAGUGUUCUUCCUGGUCGGCGGAGUUCUGUGCCUGAUUCCUGUGUGCUGGUCGGCUCAUACCGUGAUCCUGGACUUCUACAACCCUACGCUGGCAGAUGCACAGAAGCGCGAGCUCGGCGCACUGGGAUAUUUGACAGAGAUGGGACAGCAACUCUUGGCAACUUUCCUGGCAUUACUGGGCUUCGUUGGAACCAUCCUGGUAGCCGCUCUGCCCAUGUGGAAGAUGUCGGCCUUCUUGGGAGCUAACAUUGUGACGGCGCAGAUUUUCUGGGAAGGCUUGUGGAUGAACUGCGUGCUGCAGAGCACUGGACACAUGCAGUGCAAGGCAUAUGACUCUAUACUGGCUCUACCUCAAUACCUCCAGGGCACCAGGGCCUUGAUCUGCUUCUCCCUCGCUACUGCCGUUGUGGCCAUUGGCUUAAUGGUUGUCGGUGCCAGAUGUACCAACUUCUUUCGUGAUGAUUGGAAUAAGAAAGCCAAAAUUGGUAUAGUAGCUGGGGUGGUCUACAUCAUCGCAGGGAUUCUGUGCUUGAUCGCUGUUAGCUGGUCAGCACAUAUCAUCAUCCAGGGCUUCUACAAUCCUCAGGUCAUCGCAGCAGGAAAGGGAGAGUUGGGGGCCUGCAUCUAUAUUGGAUGGGUAGCUGGAUUCCUCCUAGUUUUGGGGGGUGGACUAUUUAUCAGCACAUACUCCAACAGCUGCUGAGCUUUAGAACAGACAUGUAAUUUAAGUGUGUGUGUGUGUGUGUGUGAAGUGCAUAAAGAAUGAAGGAACAUUUUCUUA
Molecule: messenger RNA, 1171 nt
Organism: Hemibagrus wyckioides
Lineage: Eukaryota; Metazoa; Chordata; Actinopteri; Siluriformes; Bagridae
Product: claudin-like protein ZF-A89
Exons: 2
Coding region: 26-1093 (355 amino acids)
Biological process (GO): cell adhesion; bicellular tight junction assembly
Cellular component (GO): plasma membrane; bicellular tight junction
Molecular function (GO): structural molecule activity
Source: RefSeq, a predicted model, not a curated record